Messenger RNA from Coffea arabica (coffee), 1066 nucleotides. RefSeq names its product profilin-2. Gene Ontology annotation, molecular function: actin monomer binding. Lineage: Eukaryota; Viridiplantae; Streptophyta; Magnoliopsida; Gentianales; Rubiaceae. The record is from RefSeq and is a predicted model, not a curated record. Gene Ontology annotation, cellular component: cell cortex.
AAAGGGCAAAUGGACAGUGAGGUGGCCGCCAAAUGGUAGUUGAUUAGUUUCCUUAAAUAAAGGCGGAAACUGAACGGUGAUAAUAAAUCCACAGCUCACUGGCUCCGAGACGAUCAUGCACGUCCUCAUUAUUCCUUCCUUCCCUAAUAUUUUCCCUUCUUCUUAAUACGCCUACUUAAUCACUCACAUCACUCUGCUUUUGCAUUCCAACCUCCCCAAAAUUAAAGGAAAAAAAAGGGUUAUCUGUUCAAGCUCCACGGGAUCAUUACCAUAACCGGAGUGCUUUGAAACUGCCUGCUACAUCCAAAUUUCGUUGUUCUUGAAAGAAGUUGUCGUUCUUCAAAGCCCAGAAAAAAAGAAAAAAUGUCGUGGCAAACUUACGUGGAUGAUCAUUUGAUGUGUGACAUUGAGGGCACAGGCCAUCACCUCACUGCUGCUGCCAUUCUCGGCCACGACGGCGCCGUUUGGGCCCAGAGCUCCAACUUCCCUCAGAUUAAGCCUGAUGAGAUCAAGGGUAUCAUGACUGAUUUCGAUGAGCCAGGACAUCUUGCCCCUACAGGUUUACACCUCGGAGGAACGAAAUACAUGGUCAUCCAAGGCGAGCCUGGUGCUGUUAUUCGUGGAAAGAAGGGGCCAGGAGGUGUUACUAUCAAGAAAACUGGCCAAGCUCUGGUCUUUGGGAUCUAUGAGGAGCCGGUGACCCCUGGACAAUGCAACCUGGUUGUUGAGAGGUUGGGAGAUUAUCUCGCUGAGCAGGGCCUGUAGGCUGGCUCAUUCUGGAUGAUUCUUGCCUCUUCUGCUUCUCUAAGAUCGAGUCGUCAUUUGAAACAUAAACAUUGCGUGGAGUUUGCGCAGACAAUAACCAUGCGAGGGCAUCUAAGUGUUUGUUGUAGGUUUUUCUAGUUAUAUUGUUUUUUUUUUUUUGUAAUUGAUAAUCACAGAUAUGGGUGUUAAUGUCUAUCUGGAUUAAUUUUGGAAGUCAGAAACCUGUUGUUUCAAUAAUUCUGUUUUGAUUUAUCACGGGGCAAAAUGCCACGGAGUGUGAAAUUUAUUCCACUUUCAGGUA